Xyrauchen texanus (razorback sucker) is the source of this 6625-nucleotide messenger RNA. RefSeq names its product zinc finger CCCH-type containing 7Bb (gene zc3h7bb). Gene Ontology annotation, molecular function: miRNA binding; protein binding; metal ion binding. The record is from RefSeq and is a predicted model, not a curated record. Bases 214 to 2916 code for a protein of 900 amino acids. NCBI's taxonomy places the organism in Eukaryota, Metazoa, Chordata, Actinopteri, Cypriniformes, Catostomidae. Gene Ontology annotation, biological process: miRNA processing. The transcript is spliced from 22 exons.
GCUCUGUCUCUCUGCCAGCAGGACCUGCUGGAGUCUCACUAGAGGAGAACCACUCGGAAGACAAGACUCACAUGUUCUGUCCGCUACUCGUGGCAAUUGAAGGAAACAAAAGUAUGAUCUUGAAGGAAUAAAAACACUCAUUGUUUCCCUGACACAGUAUUUACAGAUUUAACUAUCUGGACCUGGUGGAAGAGACGAUCUAAAGUCGGAGUUAUGGAUCCAGAACGGCAAAAGCGUAAAGAAGAAAUUCAGAAAGCUUUGGGAUUCAUUCAGUCAUCUUUGCCUUUCCCUGAACCUGAAGGUUAUGAGGCAUUUCUGACUCAGCUAGUGUGUAAUUUGUUGGACGAGGGUAACGCAGUGUUUCGCGAUGGAGAGUGGAGACAGGCGGAUGUACAUUACAGUGAGGGUGUAAAUGUAGCUCGCUAUGCUCAGUCUGAAGCACUGGUCAUUCCCCCAGAGCUGUUGGAGAGCCUCUAUGUGAACCGGGCUGCUGCACACUACAGUGUAGGGGAAUUUGAACGUGGAGUGCAGGAUUGUGACAGCGCACUGUGUGUUUCGGAGGGCAGUCGCAGAGCACUCUACAGGAAGGCACUUUGUUUGAGGGAGCUGGGCCGACUCAGAGAGGCUUAUGAGUGUGGCACUGGAUGCCUACUAACUGCACCUCAUGACAGGCAAGUUAGUGAACUUGCUCAGGAUCUAGCCAACAAACUGGGUUUGAAAAUCCGCAAAGCCUACGUCAGCCCUCAGCUUGAUUCCACAGCUUCUGGGACAGAUAACAAUGGAGACACAAAUUCUCCAACAGGGGAGACCUCCUCAAAUGGUCUUGAGUCUUUGACUGACAUUGGCUCAGACCUUACAAGUGCCCAAUGCAUCCCUGCCCCUUUGGCAACACCAAUCCCAGUCAGUGAUGAUCCCCAAAUGCCCACACUCAGCCCAGUUGUGCCCCAAGACAUGCCCGAGAGCCCAAGCCAGGAGCCGUCGGGGCGGGUACCAUACUCUGUGCCUGUAUCUGAACACAUGGUUGAAUGUGUGAUGAAUGAAGAAUGUCCAGAUACAAUGCUGGAAAGUAUUCCCAAAGGAUUGGAGGUCAGCGUGAACCCAGUUCAGGGGGCCAUUCCCACUAACCUUCCAAACACUGCUGUGGGUUUGAGACCUUCAUACUCUCCUGUACUUACAGCCUCCUCCUCUCAGCUUACAUCUCCCUAUUUCAACUCUGCUGUCAGUCCACACACCCCACUGGAAUCAUUCUCAGUGCUGGGUCAAAGCGAAGUGUCUUCCCAAGCGAUGGACUCCCUUAGCUCCUUCAGCUCUGGGGCUGCAACAGGAGACACUGCUGGAAAGAUGGGGUCUGGAUCACUGAGUACAGGAGGAUUGGAUUCCCUCUCUGAGUACACACUUCCUGGUGGACGAGUAUUUCACAGUUUCAUCUCUGGUUUGCGGAACCAUAAUUCCAUCAAUGCAAAUGGUCCAGCAGUUACCAACCUCUCUUUGCUGUCACGAAACCCUCUGGCUGCAACACAUGAGUUUAGACAGGCCUGUAAUGCCUGCUACAGUCGCGUAGGGCCCCGGGUCAUAGACUACCUUUAUCAGCCUGAUGCAGCUCAUCGCUGUAAGCGAGAUGUGCUGCUCUGUCGCCUCAAAAUGUCAGAUGACCCCACUUGGAAGAGGGUGCGACCCCGCCCUGCUCGUAAUAACUUCCUUGGGGCGUUUGUCCUCUGCAAAGAGGUACAGGAGCGUCAGGAGUGCCAGUAUGGCGAAAACUGCACUUUUGCCUAUUGCCAGGAAGAGAUAGAUGUGUGGACCCAAGAGAGGAAGGGAGCCCUAAGCCGAGAGCUUCUGUUUGACCCUCUGGGGACCAACGAACGGCGGGCCCUCAGUGUCACUCGUCUGCUUCAGCUCCAUAUGGGCAUGUUUAUGUUCCUCUGUGAGGAAUGUUUUGACAGUAAGCCUCGUAUCAUUAGCAAGCGAAGCAAAGAGAAUCUGGCUGUGUGUUCCAACCUCACUGCACGACAUCCCUUUGAUGAUAACAAGUGCCUGGUGCACGUGGUUCGCUCAGCAAACGUGCGCUACAGUAAAGUACGUCCUCUUCAUCCGCUUUGCCAGUUUGAUGUGUGCCGCCAUGAGGUGCGUUAUGGCUGCCAGCGGGAGGAUAGUUGCUCUUUUGCACACUCAGUCAUUGAGCUCAAGUGUUGGGUGCUUCAGCAGGACACAGGUAUUACCCAUGAAGAGAUGGUGCAGGAAUCUAAGAGACACUGGCACCGAUUGGAACAGAAUGCACAGAGACAGAAGCCCAUGCUCGGACCCCACCAGCCCAUUAGUAACAGCAGUGCUGUCAGCACUAGUACUGUGGUCAGUGGUGGAGACUGUAUCGGUGGAGGAGGCACAGGAGGAGGGGGACUAGUAGGAUGCGGUCGAGGGCGUGGCCUCAAUCUGAAGAUGAAGUUUGUGUGUGGACAGUGUUGGAGGGAGGGGCAGGUCAACGAGCCAGACAAGUCACUAAAGUACUGCACUGCCAAAGCCAGGCACAGCUGGACAAAAGAGCGCAGGGUGUUGCUAGUGAAAUCAUUUGAGAAGAAAAAGUGGGUAGUAGUGCGACCACUACCUUUUUCUCGCACCUACCCCCAACAAUAUGAUAUGUGCGUUCAUGUCAUGAAACAGAAGAAGUGCCACUAUAUUGGGAACUGUUCUUUUGCACACAGUUUGGAGGAGAGGGAUGUGUGGACCUACAUGAAAAACAACAGUUUGAGAGAUAUGCAGCAGAUGUACGAGAUGUGGCUAUCGUUGACCAAUCAAAACCGGCGAGCAGAUGGCACCCUCUUGACUCCACCCCCAGAGGAAAAACAGAUCGCCAUGCCAACUGACUAUUCUGAGUCAAUGGUUGGGCGGCGGCUGUCUGGUGGUGGAGGCGAUCUGUGACCUUUCAGGCAAUGUGGUUGUCUGGAUGAAACUUCCUGAUCAGAUGUCCCCUUUCUUCCCUGCUCUUUCAGUGCCACCCUGGGAAGUAUCAGGCUCUAUUGCCCUGCAGGGCAGAGUGCCUGAUUAUAGGACUAACACAGUGAUUGUUGUCUCACACACACACACACACACACACCCCACAUGUUAUCACUUUUUAACAAACAUACUUGCACACUCACUGACAUGACAUUCGGCACAGACUCAUAGGGUGUCAUGUAUGUGAAAGUGCACACUGGUACUAUUACAGCUAACUUAAGUAAGGGCAGUUUUUGAGUUCCUUAAUUACAUUUAUGAGGAGUUGCAGGUGAAAUGUCACAUCUUUUCCCUCGAACCUCACUGUUCCCACAGUGCUUGAAAAACUCUUGGCCAAGAAGGACUGGUUCACCAACUGUCAAGUCAAACCACCAAUCAAGACGCUGCUCGUGUUUCUGUCAGGUAUGCAUUGGCAGAUUUAGGAAGUGGUGCUUAACUCUGGACUCCUGCCAUAUUGGUAGAGGAGUUUGAAUGUAUAGCCAACAAUGGCCAUUUACAGGAAAAUUGAAAUUUGUCAGGUGUAGAAUGUAUUUGAUACACCAAGGCAAUUAAGUUCUAACUUUAAAACCUGCCCCCAGCAACAACUGAUCUUUCUUGCAUAAUCCCAUUUACAGAUCUUGCACUGACAUGCACUCAUUCCUCAUUUGUUCAGCAUGCACUGAUUAACAGUUGUGCAGUGUUUGGUAAAGAGCAGAAAGCAAUGACUGGAGGGCUGUUUGCACAAAGUCUGCAGUCCCCGUCCAGCAUGAUGUGACCAUUUAGAUUAAAACAGUUUGGUUCCAGUUCAACUGUGAUUGUAUUCACUUGAUAAAACAAUUUUUGCUUAGGUUGAGAAUAUUAAGAUGAGUGAUUAUUGGUUGGAAUAGACUUCCAUGUAAUUUCAUUCGAGUUUAUAGAUUGGAAUCUAUAAACAAUAUCCAUAAACACUCUCAAAGGAACCCCACAGUUCAACAGGCCAGUAACCUAACAGUUCUCCAUAUGUAACAUUUAUUUAUAGAAGCAUGGAGACAAAUUAGCAAGAAAAUAGGCAAAAGAGCUCUACUUGCCCUGCCUAUGCAUAGUUAUAGCCAGUCCAAAUAUAUACUGUCAAGACAUACUGUGCUACCCUUAGUAAGCCUCGUCCUUACUUUUAGAUGACAUUAUAUAUACAUAUAUAUAUAAACACACACACACACACACACACACACACACACACGUACAGAAUAUAUAUAUAUAUAUCCUAUAUCGGCAUACUAAUAAUGAUUAUUGAUAACUUAGCAGUUAAGCUUAAUUAAGUAUACCCUUACCUUGUAUUGAAUACAUAGAACAUCUUGUUAUUGAGCUAUGCUUUAUGACAUGUAUUGCUGAUUAGAUGGCUAGUGAUUUUUUUUCUUGUGUGAGUCACUCCAGGAAUGUCAGUUUUGUGAGAUCAAGAUGGGAAUUUGCUGUCCCUAACUGUCUUAAAUCCUAAAGAAUAGUAAUUGAUGGGAAACUUGUUGUAAGCACCCUGAGAUUAUGUGUUAUGGAAAAGAGAAUCAAGUACUUUGAUUUGGAUGUAAUAGUUAAAAAAAUAAGAUAUGAAGAUCAGAUUUGGGCAAAAAAAGAUUCCAGCUGGAAUGGAGAUUUAAUUGGCACGUUCUGGAGUGACCUAGUUGUACGCUUCACUGAGAGCUCAUAUUAUUACUACUGCUAUUAUUAUGAUGAUGACAGUGAUAAUAGUGAUUGCCAUUAUGACUACUUCUAUUCUACUAUAUGCUAUUGAUAUAUGUAUAUGUUAAUUGCGAUGUAUAACACUUUUAAAUAUAUGUAUCCAUGUAUGAAUAUAAUACUUAACCGUGAAAUAUGUCUUUGUAUGCUUCGUGAACUGUCCAGAAUAGAGGAAUUCGAUUAUUUAAUGUCACCUGCUGGAGAUCCUAUGGUAGUUAUCUGUUUGUUGUUGUUUAACCUGAAGACAAAUGACAAGCAAGAGACAGCAUCAACAUUUAGAGUGUGAGAGGAAGCCAUGAUAUUGUGAAGUGUAAAUGUUUGUCUUCAAAGUCCUCUCUAUUGUUAAAAACAAUGGCUGAGGGAACCUGUGAUUCUCUUUUGAGUGGUGUAGGAUUUAUGGAGCGGUUAAAGCAAAAACACUCCACUGCUCUCUUGAUCUUUUUGAUAUAGCUAUACCACAUCAGCUGUACUGUGACAGAACACAAAGCAUACAUGGAUAUUUAUGAUUGUCUGCAUAGCGCCUUAUACAUUAUGAACAUAUAUACAAUUAUAAAUACCUUAACAAAUAAUCCUACUUAUUCGGUUUAAUGAUAUAUAUAUAUACACUGCUAGACAACUUUAUGAAAUAGAUUCAAGGGGAUGAAAGUGUAUUGUGAAAUUUCUCUGGUUGUUUUGUGAAAAUGGAGACAAACAUACUUUGUUUUGUACACAAAUCUCAUCUGAAAUGUACAGCAUAAUUUUCAGAUUGCUGUGAGAGUUAUUAGUAUCCAUAGCCUACAGUUGGUAGAGCUGAGGUAGUGUGCAUAUCCACAUAGAGAAAGAACACAAAUUGAAACCAGAGUAUCUCCGUUGACGGUCUCUUGUUCUCAAACAUGAGAUGGGGUUUGCAAUUGGUUAUAUCAAAGGGUUGGUACUGGCCAUUCAAUGUCUGAAGGCUGGGGUAAUCUACUCCGCGAUCUCCUGCUCUGCUUGAGUUUACUUUAUCCUGAAACUGGAAUGUUCUGGGCUCUCUGGACUUAGAAAGAUUGACUGUGUUUGAAGGAACUUUGUGUUUCACACUUUCUGGGUGAAGUUGAAAAACAGCAGCAUGUUCAAAAUAAUCCAUAUUCAGCCUAAAAGGACAAUGUGGGUUUUAUCAAACAUUGGAUUUGUAUCUGUCAAGACAUUUCUGUUAAAAUGGGUUUAUUUUAUGAUCCAAAUCAGGGUUUUGAAAAAAUGAAAAGUAAAAACAACAAUGCCUCUUUUUUACUGUAUUUUUACAUUUGUUUGUUUUGUUUAUCCUUUUUCUCCCUGUUUGGAAGUGAAAUAUGAUCACAGUGGACCAAAUCUCAUGAAAGUGUUUAACAAUAAAUAGACUGUUUUAGAAAAUGUGUGAUUUAAUUGACUUGAAUUACCUUUUACUUUUCAAUUUUCACUUGCUGCUUAUUUUAAUACUUAUGCGUUUAAGCUUCCAUUCAGGUGUGCAUGUAAGUAUGCUGUUGUAGGGCUAUGCUGUUGUAGGGCUAUGCUGAUGAAGGACUGUGAAAUAUAACUCACUUUAGCAUUCCCACUGACUCGUCAUGGUGAGUCUGCCUGGGGAAGUAUUCCUGAGCUCUUCAGCUCUUGCCACCACACUUUGGUCAGAUAUUUAAUAUAAGUUACAUGUUUUAUCACAUAUUGGUGCCAUAUUUGGUCUAGCUGAUGGCAUGAACGGAAAUGUGAUGCAAUCAGUGGGGAUGUCAAGCAUCAGAAAGUAACAAUUAAGAGCUAUUGCUCAAACAUGGGUUACAGAGAUUUGUUAAUGUACCUCUUCAACCCAUCAGAGGCCUCUGGGUUUAAUCAACUUUCUGUUUUCUUUCAGUUGUCUUGGUAGUUUCAUUCCACUGUGAUGGCCUUUUACUUGAUGUAACUGCUCAAAAUAUAAGAGGUAAAUUUAGCUGCUGAUCUGGGAGACAGUCUUACGAGGCCUCUA